This is a messenger RNA of Microbotryum saponariae, 209 nucleotides long. Lineage: Eukaryota; Fungi; Basidiomycota; Microbotryomycetes; Microbotryales; Microbotryaceae. The record is from the annotation of a GenBank genome assembly.
AUGAAAAUGGGUGAGUGGGUUUGGUCAACAUAGAGAAUGUAUCUCCCACCCUCGGACAGGGUUGAAUAGCAAAGUUGGCAUGUGCGUGCAAGCCCUUCUUCCGAACAAGAUGGCUCGGCGGUGUCCCUUACCAGUGCCGGGUGACUUUUCAAUCAAAGCGCAUGCAAAUGCUCCAGUACCUAGAAUGUCUACCACAUGAAAAUGGGUGA